UCGUGACCGUCGGGGCGUGCACGUGUCUGGCUGUCCGGCCCUGUGUGGACCACUGUGCCGCUUGUGUCCCUCUUGCCCCGCCGCCACGCCCACAGCGCCCAGAGGAGUCAGCUGUGUGCCGCUCAGUGUGUCUGGAGGUGUGUGGGGUGCAGGAGCCUAGCCAAGACUGUGGUGGUGGUGGUCAUAGCCCCGGCAGCUAUAUAUCUACAUGCAGAAUGAUUACAGUUUCUCUGGCUUAUAUUGCAUCCACAUCGCGCCUCCUGGCGGAUGCCAUCAUUUUACUUCUCAAGCGAUGUUUAAAACUGUACCAGCCAGUGCGGUGCAGCUGCCAGAACCGGGUGAAGGAGAAGGUAGUGAUCGUGACAGGAGCAAAUAGUGGCGUCGGCUUUGCCAUUGCACAGGACUUGGCUUAUAAAGGGGCUCGUUUGUACCUGGCAUGCCGCAACCCCCAGGCUGGAGAGGCAACAGCACUCAAGCUGCGCACAAAGACUGGCAAUCAGGCCGUCCACUUCUUUCAUCUGGAUCUUAAGGACUUUGAUUCAGUCCGGACCUUUGUUGAAUCUUUCCUGAAGCGUGAGAAAAGACUUGAUGCUCUGGUGAACAACGCAGCUGUCUUUCACCAUCCUCCGGGCCUGACUGUAAAUCAAAUAGAAAUCACAUUCCAGACCAACUAUCUGGGUGUGUUCCUUCUCACCAGCUUGCUCCUGGGUGUCAUCCAACAGUCUUCAAAUGCUCGAAUGAUAUUUGUCUCCUCUGAAGCUCACAAGUCUGUUACUCCACAAGAUCUGUUGUCUUUUGAACCACAUAAAGCAAGACCACUUCCAACUUUCUUGGACCAUGUGAAGAUUUAUGGCAUAUCUAAACUUGCACUUCAUGUCUUUGCUCAGUAUAUCACUCAGUCACUCCCAGGCAUCUACGUGGGACUGACUGACCCAGGCAAUGUCUGGACACCAAUAUACAGGUACUCCUGGAGGUCGUGGAGAGAAGCAUACACACGUGUCUUGUGCUACAUAUUUAUGAGGGAUCCACAAGAGGGGGCCCAGUCCACCAUACAUGCCCUCAAUGCACCAAACUUAUGCAAUGGACAGUACAUUAAUAGCUUCUUGGCUGGUGAAGAGGGGCAAACAUUUGACGCCUCACUGGUUCAGAAGUUGGUAGCUGACUCAGCCUUCCUCACUGGCUUACCUCAGAGCUGCCUGUCAUAAGCUGCUGCUACAUCAGGUUUUGAUGGAAGUAAGGCUGAAA
Molecule: messenger RNA, 1245 nt
Organism: Eriocheir sinensis (Chinese mitten crab)
Lineage: Eukaryota; Metazoa; Arthropoda; Malacostraca; Decapoda; Varunidae
Product: retinol dehydrogenase 11-like
Exons: 8
Coding region: 216-1205 (329 amino acids)
Source: RefSeq, a predicted model, not a curated record